GUAAAUCGCGAGAUUUUCCGAGAUGUAACAUGUCUGCGCCCAUGAGAGGUCAGAAACGGGAAUGAGCAAAAGGAGGAUCUUUGAUAACUCGAGUAAUUUUUACACAGACAUCGAAAGGAAUUAAAAUGAGCCUAAGUAAAGACAAAGGAGACCAGAAUCCACUGGAGAAGGCGCUCGCUGCCUACCUCAAGGCUCUGCAUACCAAACCAUUGUUGACUAAAGCUGUAACAAGUGGCGUCAUUGCAUCAAUUGGAAGUCUUGCAUCACAGCUGAUUGUUCCCAAUCCUCAGAAUGGAGGCAAAAUUGUGUGGAGAAGUGUGGCAGCUUAUGCAGCAUUUGGAUUUGUGGUCAGUGGUCCCUUAAUUCACAAAUUUUACAUUUUGCUGGACAAAAUAAUGCCACCAAAGAAAGAGAAAACAGCUAUUGAUGGAAUCAAGCGAGUGAUUGUGGACAGAUUGAUUUUCGCACCACCCUUCCUGUUGUUGUUUUUAUAUGUGAUCACGAUUUUAGAGGGUCAAGGACACCAUGCAGCUAUAGCCAGAAUUAAGGAAUCCUUCUGGCCCGUCUAUAAGUUAAAUCUACAGGUGUGGACCGUGUUUCAAUAUGUGAAUAUCAACUAUGUACCACCAAAGUAUCGUGUUUUAUUUGGGAAUGUGUUAGCCUUAGUCUGGUCUAUAUUUGUGGCCUCAAAGAGAAGGAAGAUGGCACUAGCUGCCAAACAGUAAAAGUACGAAGAGGAUAGGUCUACUCUACAUUCCAUCAUCACCAUUAGACGUUAUUAACCAGGGCAGAUAGGGUUCCCCUUUUUGAUUACAUGUAUUACCAAUAUUUGUUACAUUUUAUGCUGGUUAUAGGACAGUAUUAUUUUAUAAUUUUUGGAAGAUGUAAAAAUCAUGUUUUAUAGAACAUUAUUUUGAUCUUUAACUGAGAAUGUUUGCUAAAUUGAUGCAUGAAGGUUGCCUGGGUGCAUUAUUUUGCAGAUGGUAUUUGAUGGGAAAUAUAAAUGUUAAUGAUAGAUGAGUAACAUGAAGUAAUGUCUGUUUAGUCCACACUGAGCAAAAAAGUAAAAUAUAUUAUGUCCCUUUGCAAGAUCAACCAAAAAUUCAAGUCAAAGAGGGAAGAAUAUUAAUUUCUCUUCUUUUCACUAAUGCUACUAAACAUGUAGACAAAAUGCAGUAAAUAAACAUUCUAUUACCCAUUAUUUUUUUUAUUACAUGUUUUUUGGUACAACCCUAUCCUGAGAAAAAAUCAAAAUAGAAAAUGCAAAUAACAUUAACAAGGAUAAAAACCAGAUGGUUUCAAAUGUUACUUUGAGAAUUUUUUGUUUUGUUUUGAACAUCUUAUUGUUUAAUUCAUAUAAAAGGAUUGUUUACAAGAAUUCAAUAGAUGGCAUCCAAGGGACAUAAUUUUUGAAAAUUGCAUUUUCAUCUAUUAUAAUAAGAUUUGUGCCUCACACUUAAUACACAUAUCUUUAACCUUUAAUAGGUUCUGGGAAUCUACAGAUAUAUAUAUAUUUUUAAUUUUCUUUUGAUUUUGUUAUUUUUUGGUUUAGAUUUAUUGUUUGUUUUGUUCCGUUUUUUUUUUCUUUUCUUUCUUUCUUUUUUUUUCUUUUGCAGCAAUGAAUAACUUUUCCUCAAAGUGAAAUCCAUUUAUUCUAUUUUGAUGUACUCUGUUCAGGUUUAUUUACUUCAAGACAUAAAUAAGCACUUUUGUUAGAAAAAAGGUUAACACAGUGGAACGCAGUUAUGGACUGAUGAAUAUAUUUUUAUUGUUUCAUGGUUAGUGUAUAAAUACCAGUAUAUUGUAUGCUUAACUAAUCAUGAAAUGAUUUUUAAGUGUUUAUUCGAAUAAUGUUAUAUUUUAAAAUUUGUAUUCAAAUGCAAUUUACAAGUGUAUUGAUUGAUUUUAUGCAUUCAACUAUAUGUGAUUUUAUAUAAUUAUAGCAGGGACCUAUUUACUGUUUAAUAGUAUAAAGUCCCUGAUUAUAGGUUUAAAUGCAAAGUUAAUUUUGUAUAAAUCUAGAGAAUGUUAUAAAUUAAAAUAAGAUAUCAUAAA
This is a messenger RNA of Saccostrea cuccullata (small rock oyster), 2055 nucleotides long. RefSeq names its product peroxisomal membrane protein 2-like. Lineage: Eukaryota; Metazoa; Mollusca; Bivalvia; Ostreida; Ostreidae. The transcript has 5 exons. Gene Ontology annotation, cellular component: membrane; cytoplasm. The coding region runs from base 126 to 725 and encodes 199 amino acids. The record is from RefSeq and is a predicted model, not a curated record.